This is a messenger RNA of Trichomycterus rosablanca, 3268 nucleotides long. It is a transcript of the gene egfl7, whose product is annotated as EGF-like-domain, multiple 7. Gene Ontology annotation, biological process: anatomical structure development. The coding region runs from base 395 to 1288 and encodes 297 amino acids. NCBI's taxonomy places the organism in Eukaryota, Metazoa, Chordata, Actinopteri, Siluriformes, Trichomycteridae. The transcript is spliced from 9 exons. The record is from RefSeq and is a predicted model, not a curated record. Gene Ontology annotation, molecular function: calcium ion binding; signaling receptor binding. Gene Ontology annotation, cellular component: extracellular region; cell surface.
GCUCCGAGGCGGAGAACUGCAUAAGUGCGAGCGUUUCCACAAUCGACACGAUCCCAAAAAAGAGAAACGGAACGGGGGGUUCCGCGUCCUGUACCACUCUGGAAUUAUUGCUACCGCUUCUGUAUCAACUUCAAAUCGUACUCUGUUGGUGUCUGGCCAAAAGCGGAUGAUUUGUACAUACUUUGUGUGCCUUUGGUGCAGGUAAACGAGACAAACUACACUUCAUGUAUCAGCGAUAGACUGUUUGAAACAAGGUCCCCAUUUAACCCUCUGCUUUGGCCACAAACAUCAGACUGACGAAGAGAUAAAGAGAUCAAGAAAAGGAGAGAGAAGAAGGAGAGAGAGAGAAAGUGAGAGAGAGAGAUUUGAGAGCGUUGAGACGUGUGAGAGAGAUAUGUGUGUUAUAGUGCUCCUCUCUAUACUUUUCUCUCUCUAUGCCAUUUGCACUCCUCACUUCCACAAUUAUCAUGGGAGAAGAGCUUGUGCUAAAAAGGCUGUCAGAGUGAUCUACAGUACAGAAUCGUUUAUCCAGCCUGUACACAAACCCUACAUCACCUUGUGCCAGAACCAACAUCUUUGUAGCACAUACAAGACAGUGUACAAGUUGUCCUACAGACAGGUGAGUAGAGGAGUUUCAAGCCAACACAUUUACUCAGACUGUUGCCCAGGAUGGCAGAGACGCUACUCACACAACUGUAACCAUGCACUGUGUGUGCAGCCAUGUGUUAACGGAGGGUCCUGCGUGAGGCCAAAUCAGUGUGCUUGUCCAGUAGGCUGGACAGGUCGCUACUGCCAGACAGAUGUGGAUGAAUGUAAAGAAGGGACACAUGGUUGCAGUCAGCUGUGUGUAAACUCCAUAGGAAGCUAUCAGUGUUUGUGCUCAGAUGGAUUCCAACUAGAGAGAGAUGGAAAGUCAUGUUGGAGACUUGCUGCUCCUCCACCUCCUCCAACUCUCGCCAGCCAACCCAAAGCAACCACAAGCAGCGAUAGAGGUAGAGGUUUGGAACUGGUGGAAAAUGUUACAGAAGAGGUUGAAAUCCUCAGAAACAGAGUUCAGCUACUGGAACAAAAAUUAGAGAUGUUUCUAGCACCACUCUCCACCCUCUUUCCACCAGAAGAGGAUACGGCAGACCAAAACAGCUUAACACUAGACAAGACGAGUUUUCUGUCAGACCAGAACAACUUCCUGUCACACUCAUUGCGGCAGCUGGACAGAAUUGAUUCUCUUAGUGAGCAGGUUGGCUUUCUGGAAGAACGCAUUGGAAAAUGCUCUUGUCAGGAAAACUAGAUAAUCAGUUAGAAAAGGCUGGACCCCCCAUUCUUUCCUGCACACAUCCGAACAAGUCCUACUUCAAGAGGGAAGAACGAGUAACCCAACACUUCUCCAAGUUUGCAAUUCCAAUACAAAAUACAUUUUGCACAUUUUAUAGUUUAAAUGCAUGACGUUCUUCAAGUGAGUGUGCAUGUUAAAAGAAAGGCUUGUGCUUUUUAAUUAGGGUUUCCAUACAUUUUUAAUGGAUGCCAUUUCCUUAACUGUAAACAGGAUGAUUUGCAUUAUUUACUCUUUUUAGGAAUGUAGAUGUUUAUUUCAGCACCUACAAGAUUUCAGCAGUGCUGGACCUACUUUGGUGUGAUGACUAUGAACAAUUCAAAAAACCUACCCGAUAUUGUAUUUAAGUCUAAAAUACAAGUUAACAAUAAAAAAUGACUACAUUAAUUAUGACUCAACACUUUAUAUACACUGUAUUAAAAACUGAUGCUAGUGACAAAGUUACGUUUAGCAAGUUGUUUUAGACAGCAUGACACAAUUAUAGUUUAAAAGUGAUAAACUGACAGUGUGCAGUUAAACUGCCAUAAAAGGAAAUACUUUUUUUAGUUAGGGAAAAUAGUUGGAAAUUAGGCAUAGCACUAUUGCUACUAAUUAGUUAGCACAUUUAUCAAGGUUUGUGCAGCUGCAGCCACUGUCGAUUUACAGUCGACAUUCUGACAAACAAAAGUUCACACUACACGAUUUUUGGCCAGAUUUCGCUCGGCGACUGGUCGGCGCUAGAUUUGCCGGCUUGGGAGCAACUCGGCGUUCGCUCGCCGAUCGAAAUUUGGCUCUCAGUCGCUAUGUGUGAACUAUCCAACAACUCGAUCCGAACAGCUCGCCGAGCACUCGGCGACCAGAUUGAGAUAUCUAGCAUGUCAGAUAUCUGAUCUCAGUUGCACGUCUGGCAAUGAGUGCUCUGUCGAACAGCCAAUGAGAACGCAAGAUACGGUGUGAGGGGAAACGCAGGAGAGGAGGGUACCGGUACAUAAUAUAGACAAGGACAUAAUAUAGUUUAAAUCAGAAUACACCAGCACACACACAAGCUUUACAGUAUUUCUGACUUGAUCGUUCUCUACAAAACACCAACGUUGCAUUGCAAAAAUAUUAAUUAACCUCCAACUUACUAUAGAACAAUCCAUACUGUUCGUGUUGCCAAAUCCACUCAGAUUCAUUUAUCUUUCCUCCUUGAUUUUACGCUGCACAUCAGCGCACAAACACUUUGAUCACUCGCUACUUGUUGACGUGCAUUUUUGGACGUGGUAUCAUUAAACCCCUCGUCACUUCUCGCGUUUGUUUUCGUGACAAAACGUAGUUUGGGAGACCAGAGAAGCUCGCCUGUGAUUCCAGUUGGUGAUAGAUCGUGUAGUGUGAAACCCCCUAUCGCCGAUCAGUCGUGUAGUGUGAAAUAUACACCGACUGAAAGAUUCCCGAGUGCCAAAGGUUCAGUCGUGUAGUGUGAACUGUACAGCGACCCGACAAAUCAGAAAGUCGUGUAGUGUGAACUUGGCAUAAGACAUACACAUUAAGGCAAAAACUUGAGCUGAACACUAAGGAGUAUACAAUUUACAAACACUAGCUAAUAACAUGCUAAAGCUAUAAUGUGUAAUGGUCAUUUCUUUUAGUUUUAGGAUUUUUUUUUCUUCAAAUUAACAAAACAUUUGUUAUAAAUUUGGCUCCAUAGUUAAUUCUUGUGUAUGAGGUUUUCAAAGCAAGUCUAAAAACACCAAGCAAUUACCACUAUUAACCAAGUACACUAUGCAAUGACCAAAUAAUAAAGCACCUUGGUAUUUUUUAAAACACAUAUUGUUCAGGUAUGUAUGGGGGUUAAAAUAUAGCUGUGAAGUUGUUUUUAUAUAAUGCUGGAAACUCAGUAUAUAAUAUGCUACUUGUAUUGAUGAUGCAUUUGUGAUCAAUAGUAUCAGUGAUAGUUUAUGAAUGUUUUUUUUUUCUUUUUAU